This is a messenger RNA of Vombatus ursinus (common wombat), 810 nucleotides long. It is a transcript of the gene CTRB1, whose product is annotated as chymotrypsinogen B1. Gene Ontology annotation, biological process: proteolysis. The record is from RefSeq and is a predicted model, not a curated record. Lineage: Eukaryota; Metazoa; Chordata; Mammalia; Diprotodontia; Vombatidae. The transcript has 8 exons. Gene Ontology annotation, molecular function: serine-type endopeptidase activity.
AUGGCCUGCCUGGGACUCCUGUGGUGUUUUGCCUUCAUUGGCACCUCUUUAGUUAAGUGUUAGGGCUGUGGCAUCCCUGCCAUUGAGCCUGUCCUGAGUGGCCUGGCUAGGAUCGUCAAUGGUGAAGAUGCUGUCCCUGGCUCCUGGCCCUGGCAGGUCUCCCUUCAGGACCAAACCGGCUUCCACUUCCGUGGGGGAUCAAUCAUCAACCAAGACUGGGUGUUCACUGCUAACCAUUGUGGUGUUAGGAAAUCUGAUCUGGUGAUUGCUGGUGAGUUUGACCAGGGCUCUGAUAAGGAAAACAUCCAAGUACUGAUGAUUGGCCAGGUCUUCCAAAAUCCCAAACUCAACCUCUUCACCAUCAGCAAUGACAUUGCUCUGAUGAAGCUGGCCACGCCUGUCCAGUUUUCAGACACUGUGUCCCCAGUUUGCCUCCCCAGCUCUGCUGAUGACUUCCCUGCAGGCUCUACCUGUGCCACCACCGGCUGGGGGCUGACCAAGUACACCACAACACCCUCCCCCCCCCCCCAGAAGCUCCAACAAUCCUCUCUGCCCCUCUUGUCCAACGAUGAGUGCAAGAAGUACUGGGGAAACAAGAUCAAAGACAGUAUGGUCUGCCCCGGUGCCGGUGGUGUUUCCUCCUGCAUGGGUGACUCUGGUGGGCCACUGCUCUGCCAGAAGGAUGGCGCCUGGACCCUGGCUGGCAUCAUCUCCUAGGGUAGUAGUGUCUGCACCACCUCCAACCCUGGCGUGUAUGCCCGUGUCACCGAGCUCUUGCCUUGGGUGCAGGAGGUCCUGGCUGCCAACUGA